UUUAAAGAGCUCUUUGUGUCAAUCACGCGUUUUUUUCAUCGCCAUAUUGGGUGCCGUGAAGCCUCGCCUUGUUAUUUCUCUUCCCCUUUUUUACUACGACGCGCAGUUGACAGGAGCGGCCAUCGAGAACGCUGCUUUUGUUUUGAUGAUCGUCGCGCGUCUGUGUUUUUCGCUCAUGCGGCGAGUUUGUCUUCACGCCCGUCGCUUUGGAUCGCGUUAACGCAGGAGGGAACGCUCUGUAACAGCUGCUGGGUUUGUGUUUUCGACUUGAACGCCUUAAAAUGUCCAACGUUCGCUUGUCUAACGGCAGCCCGACGCUGGAGCGGAUGGAGGCGCGACUGUCAGAGCAGCCCAAGCCGACGGCGUGUCGGAACCUGUUCGGUCCGGUGGAUCAUGAAGAGCUGAAGAAGGACUUCCAGCGGCAGCUGAAGGCGAUGGAGGACGCGUCGACGGACGCGUGGAACUUCGACUUCUCCACGCACACGCCGCGCGCCGACGGCAGAUACCAGUGGGAAGCGCUGGAUAUUCGCUCGGUGCCCGGUUUCUACAGCAGGUCGGAGCGGGGCAAGGGCUCCGAUCUUCACAUUUGCCCCUCUGGGAAUAAUAGCGACAAUAACGUGGACGUUAACGGCAAUCACGACUGUCGGGUCACGGAGCAGAGCCCGGAGACGCCCGAAAAAGACCGAGAGCAGAGGAAAAGAAGCUCCUGUCUCGACUCGUCGUGUCAAAGCAAACGCUCACACAUCUGCGUGGAAGAAGUGACCCGGACGCCCAGAAAGCCCAGAAAACCCAGAAAACACCCCGGCCCGACUCCCACAUAAACCCCAUGAGGGCUGAAGCUGACGUUGUGGGUUUGAUGACCUCAGUGCUUGCUGAACGAACAAUUUUUUGGGGG
Molecule: messenger RNA, 895 nt
Organism: Cyprinus carpio (common carp)
Lineage: Eukaryota; Metazoa; Chordata; Actinopteri; Cypriniformes; Cyprinidae
Gene: cdkn1bb
Product: cyclin dependent kinase inhibitor 1Bb
Biological process (GO): G1/S transition of mitotic cell cycle; regulation of cell cycle; negative regulation of cell population proliferation
Cellular component (GO): nucleus; cytoplasm
Molecular function (GO): protein-folding chaperone binding; cyclin-dependent protein serine/threonine kinase inhibitor activity
Source: RefSeq, a predicted model, not a curated record